This is a messenger RNA of Notothenia coriiceps (black rockcod), 2818 nucleotides long. Its product is annotated as titin-like. The annotation marks the transcript as partial. NCBI's taxonomy places the organism in Eukaryota, Metazoa, Chordata, Actinopteri, Perciformes, Nototheniidae. The record is from RefSeq and is a predicted model, not a curated record. The transcript is spliced from 22 exons.
GAGAGUGGCAGACCGGAAGUGGAACGUGCAGACAGAGAGUCGGAUGAGGACAUGGCUCGCCUGGUGGCCGACCUUCAGAAGAGGAUGGAGCGCACAGAGCCGGUGACGGUGAUGAAGGACAUCUCAGAUCAGUGCAUCUUCACCCAAAAGGAGGCGCUGUUCGAGUGCGAGGUGAAGAUCAACUACCCCGAGAUCGCGCUGUCCUGGUACAAGGGAACGCAGAAACUGGACUCCAGCGACAAGUACGACAUCAGCAUCAGCGGAGACCGUCACCUGCUGAAGAUCAAGAACUGCCAGCCCGCCGACCAGGGGAACUACCGGGUCGUCUGCGGGCCGCACAUCUCCAGCGCCAAGCUGGCCGUCGCCGAGGCGGAGGUGGAGAAGCACCUGCAGGAGACCGCGGAAAUUGAAUUAGCAAUGGCGCCCAUGGAUGUCCCAGACUCCUCAGUUCAGAGGCCUGAAGUGCCUUCAUCCGUGGCAAUUCAAGUGGAGAUUGAGAGCUGGAGUGAAGAGACGGUAACACAACAGGUGUCCAUAGCCACAGCUGCCAGAGUCGCAGUUGAGGAGAAAGUAGAGACCAAGAAAGUUGAAAUGAGAGAGGGAAUCCCAUCCAAAGUUCCCAAAGCUGAGGAGAAGCCUGAGGAGAAGCCGAGGGCGUCGCUGAAGGAGCCGCCCCCCCCUACAGUACCUGAAGCCACAAAGCCAUUGGAGAAAAAGGUUGCUGCCGUUUCAGAACCAGAGCAGAAGAAAGCCCCCUCUUCCAAAGAAGCAGAGGAGGUUCAGAAGCCUGCUGCUGUGCCCUCACCCCCUGCGGAGAAGCCUGGACUGCCAAAGAAAGAUGAGCCCAAGCCUCAGGCACCAGCUGAGCCCAAAAAAGUGGCGUCUGCAGCCAAACCUGAGCCUGAGCCUGAGCCCAAGCUCAAACAGAGAGCCGAACCUGAAGCAAAGCUUAAGCCCAAAGCAGAACCUGAAGCCAAACCGGCGGUGAAGGUGGAGCCGGAUGCUAAGCCAGGGGCGGUAAAGAAGCCGGCCACCCCCCCCUCCAAAGAUCAAACCAAGGGACCCGUCCAAGCACCGGGAGGAGUCAAGAAAGAGGGAUCACCAGCAGCAGAAGCAGCAGGUGGAGGUAGAGGUAGAGGACUGAAACCCAAGCAGACCCCGUCCCCCGGAGAAGGUAGGGGCCGUGGUCUGAGGCCCGGAGGAAAGGGUCCCACGCCACCAGACGAACCGUUCGCAGGGUUCAAGCUCAAAGCCGUCCCUCUGAAGUUCAUCAAGAAGCUUCAGGACAUCUUGUUGAAGGAAGCCGAGUCCAUCGGAUCGGCUGCGGUGUUCGAGUGCGAGGUUUCGCCCUCCACCGCCAUCACUACCUGGAUGAAAGACGACUGUAACCUUCGCGAGAGCCCCAAGCACAAGUUCACCUCUGACGGCAAAGACCGCAAGCUGAACAUCAUUGAUGUCCAGCUCUCUGACAACGGGGAGUACACGUGUAUAGCCAAGAAUGCCGGCAAGGAGAUAUCAUGCAAAGCCAAGCUCAUUGUUGAAGAGCUUCCAUUGAAAUGGAUCAAGGAGCUGGAGGAGGAGACCUCGGCUAUGAAGGGUCAGCCUCUGUACAUGACCUGUGAGUUGAACAAAGAGAAGGAUGCGAUAUGGAAGAGGAACGGUGAGGUCCUGAAGAAACAGGCCGGGAAGAUUCAGAUCAACGUCAUCGGCAUGCAGCACGCUCUGACCAUCCAGAACUCCAAUGAGGCCGACACCGGGCUCAUCAGCUGUGAGGUGUCCGGCCAGGAGGAUGUCAAGACCUCAACGAAUGUCAAAAUCAUUGAAAUCAUCAGGGAUUGGAUUGUGAAACCGCUGAGAGACCAGCAUGUGAAACCGAAAGCCAACGCUACGUUUAAGUGCGAGCUCUUCAAGGAAUCCCCCAACUGGAAGUGGCUCAAAGGAGAGGAGGAGAUCACUCCUUCAGACAAGAUUGAGAUCAAGAAGGAAGGAAAGGAGCUGACGCUCACCAUCAAGAACUGUCAGCCUGAGGAUGUGGCGCAGUAUUGCAUGGAGGUGGAAGGACGCCUUUACACCGCCAAUCUCACUCUAGGAGAGCGCGAGGCUGAGAUCCUGAAACCUCUGGCCAGCGUUGAGGUGGUUGAGAAGCAGGACGCCGUGUUUGAGACGGAGAUCUCUGAGGACGAUGUUCCCGGUGAAUGGAAGCUCAAAGGAGAGGUUCUGACCAGAUCCCCGACGUGCGAAAUCCACAUGGAGCGCGGGGUGCGUAAGCUCACUCUGAAGAACUGCCAGUUGGAUCAUGCCGGAGAGGUUUCGUACCAGGCUCUGAACGCCAUGACCAGCGCGAUGCUCAACGUCAAAGAGCGCGACAUUAAGGUGGUCCGCCCGCUGUACAGCGUGGAGGUCACUGAGACCGAGACCGCCAAGUUUGAGACGGAGAUCUCCGAGGAGGACCUGCACGCCACCUGGAAGCUGAAGGGGGAGCAGCUGCACCCCUCACCUGAUGUGGAGAUUAAGGAAGAGGGAGCGCGACACAUCCUGGUCAUCUUCAACUGCAAGAUGGACAUGGCAGGAAGCAUCGACUUCUCCGCAGCCAACGCCAAGUCCUCCGCCCAGCUCAGGGUCAAAGCGCGGGUCAUCGCCGUGGAUCGGCCCCUGGCGGACGCCUCGGUGACCGCCGGAGAGACGGCCACCUUCGAGUGCGAGCUGUCGUACGAGGGCAUCGCCGUCGAGUGGUUCCUUGGGGGUACCAAGCUGGAGCCAAGCGACAGAGUGAGUCCACACACACACACACACACACACCUGAGCACACACCCUUCCU